Hydra vulgaris (swiftwater hydra) is the source of this 911-nucleotide messenger RNA. RefSeq names its product proteasome subunit beta type-3. Gene Ontology annotation, cellular component: proteasome core complex, beta-subunit complex; proteasome core complex. The record is from RefSeq and is a predicted model, not a curated record. Gene Ontology annotation, biological process: proteasome-mediated ubiquitin-dependent protein catabolic process. Lineage: Eukaryota; Metazoa; Cnidaria; Hydrozoa; Anthoathecata; Hydridae.
GCCGACUUUUCACGUAAACGGAAAAAGUAAACUUGCUUUACAUAAUAAGUUCAAGUUAACUGGGGUUAGCCGUAGCCUCGUCAUUUUAGUGCGGUUGUGUAUCAGAAAUUAAGAAGGUGCUCAUAUUCAAUCAACUGUUAUCAAAAUGAGUGUUAUGAGUAUUAAUGGGUCUGCUCUAGUAGCAAUGAAAGGAAAAAAUUGUGUUGCAAUCGCCGCAGAUAGAAGAUAUGGUGUACAGUUUCAAACGAUUGCAUGUGAUUUUGAAAAAACAUUUCAAAUGGGAGAUAAACUGUUUUUAGGUUUAUCAGGAUUAGCAACAGAUAUACAAACUGUAUCAAAUUUAGCAAAGUUUCGAACAAAUUUAUAUGAACUGCGUGAAAACCGAAAAAUAUCUCCAAAAGUAUUUAUGACCAUAAUGUCCAAUAUUCUAUAUGGUAGAAGAUUUGGUCCUUACUUUGUUGAACCACUAAUAGCUGGUCUGCAUCCAAAAACCAAUGAACCUUAUAUAGCAUCAUGUGACCUAAUUGGUUGUCCUUGUGAGCCAGAAGAUUUUGUUGUUUCUGGCACUUGUGGAGAUCAGCUUUAUGGUAUGUGUGAAUCGCUUUGGGAACCUGACUUGGAACCUGAAGCUUUGUUUGAGGUGAUUUCUCAAGCUCUGCUCAAUGCUCAAGACCGUGAUUGUCUUUCUGGAUGGGGAGCAGUUGUUCAUAUAAUUGAAAAAGACAAAAUUACUACAAAAACUUUGAAAGCACGAAUGGAUUGAACAAAUGCAAAGCUUUUAGUUUUUAUGUACAUUCAUACGUUACAAACUCAAAAGAAGGACGACGUUCAAGUUUAAAUUGUAGUUUUUUUUUUGAAUUUGUUAUUUAUUUAAAUUACAUUAAUAAUUCAAUAGAUAAAUAUUUUUAUCA